AAACAAUCUAGUCCCAAACGAAAACAAAUCGCAAUCCUCUUGGCCAUCUCGUGAUUUUAUCUUUUAAUUCGAUUCCAAGAAAGGUCAAAGGAUUACUACAAACUAUUACCGCCCAGCAAUGGCAUCCGCUUCCAGCAGUAGCGCUAAAAAUCUGUUUAGUGAUUCAAAACGACGACUAGCCGAAAGGGUUGUGGUCAACGUGAAUAACGCCUCGUCCGUGGCUCGUCAGAUCGUGCGUGGUUCAAAGUCGAACGAAAUUCUCAUGCAAGCGGCCAAAAACUUUGCCUACCACGAGAGCACCGUGGACAACAGCAUCCAAAACCUAAAGAAGAUGGAAAUCAUUUUCCAACACCUAAACUAUCAACACGAAGCCAUUUCGCAAGCAGCUGAUAAGCUGGAGUACGUCGAGGAACAAGUGAAAGCAAUGGAAAGGUGAUAAAACUUCGAGCGAAUUGGAAAAGAAUUUCACAGCCCAUCAAUAACAUGCUAUGGCAGCGCCCUCUGUACGCAAAUCGAAACAACACGCGCUGCUGCAGUGCUGCCAGUUGCUAUGUCAAACCUGGCUUUUGGCAGACCGCCAAAACGGCAUCAGAUCGUAAACAUUCCCGCGAUAAUGUCCCAACAUUGUUUUUUUUAUGUUGCUUGCUGAUGUGAUCAUAGUGUGCUUCGUUUAGCUAAAUCUCAGCAGAAAUGUGCUAUUCCAUGGUAAAACUGAAAAUAAAUCGCAAUCUAGCAAUCUA
Molecule: messenger RNA, 740 nt
Organism: Anopheles cruzii
Lineage: Eukaryota; Metazoa; Arthropoda; Insecta; Diptera; Culicidae
Gene: BORCS7
Product: BLOC-1-related complex subunit 7
Exons: 2
Coding region: 119-436 (105 amino acids)
Cellular component (GO): BORC complex
Source: RefSeq, a predicted model, not a curated record